Messenger RNA from Candidozyma duobushaemuli, 795 nucleotides. RefSeq lists its product as uncharacterized. The coding region runs from base 1 to 795 and encodes 264 amino acids. NCBI's taxonomy places the organism in Eukaryota, Fungi, Ascomycota, Pichiomycetes, Serinales, Metschnikowiaceae. The record is from RefSeq and is a predicted model, not a curated record. Gene Ontology annotation, cellular component: membrane. The transcript has a single exon.
AUGUCUUACUCCACGUUACCCCAGGAGCCACAGACUCAACCUCCUGCUUAUGAGUCGUCUACGGCUAACUCGCCAUACGGAGAACCUUCGGGCGCUAGAACCGAUGGUGACAAUAUUCCUGAUGACUUCAAGUACUCCCUGAACGUGGCAGCUUGUGAAUUGCCAGUUCGUCAGAUGUUUAUCAGAAAAGUGUAUGCCAUUUUGUGUUUGCAGAUCCUUGUUACCGUUGCUGUGGGCUUCUUCAUCAAACUGAGCCUGUCCGUGCAAAAUUGGUGCUUGAAUAACCAAUGGCUCUUCUGGGUAUCCUUCAUCGGUGCCUUUGGUUUCAUGAUCGGUGCCCACAUCAAGGCCCGCUCCUACCCUACAAAUCUCAUGCUACUUGCGGGUUUCACCCUAUGUGAAGCUUACAUUGUUGGUUUAGGUUGUUCUUUGGACAAGUCUGAGGUUCUCGUAAAGGCUGCGCUUACAACUGGUGUGAUUUUCGUUGGAUUAACUGCCUUCGCUUUCCAAACGAAAUAUGACUUUAGAAGCUGGCAAGGUGCCUUAGGUAUGGGCUUGUGGGCAAUUAUCGGAUGGGGCUUGGUGAUGAUGUUCUUCCCUGGAUCGGAGACUGUCAACAUGGUCUACUCCGGGCUCGGCGCUAUCCUCUUUAGUGCUUACAUUGUCGUGGAUACUCAGAUUAUCAUGAAGUCCAUGCACCUUGACGACGAGGUUCCCGCUGCCAUCAAGCUCUACUUGGAUAUCUUGAACCUCUUUUUGUUCAUUCUCAGAAUGAUGCGUAACUCGGAUGACUAA